Messenger RNA from Metarhizium robertsii ARSEF 23, 1233 nucleotides. RefSeq names its product polyketide synthase for naphthopyrone YWA1. Bases 1 to 1233 code for a protein of 410 amino acids. The transcript is spliced from 3 exons. The record is from RefSeq and is a predicted model, not a curated record. Lineage: Eukaryota; Fungi; Ascomycota; Sordariomycetes; Hypocreales; Clavicipitaceae. Gene Ontology annotation, molecular function: acyltransferase activity.
AUGUCUCUGUCCAAGUCAAACCGUGUCUACGUCUUUGGCGACCGGACCUUCAACUAUGAGCAUUCAUUGGCUCAACUACUUUGUUGCCACAACACCUUCUUGACUUUGUUUUUCCGCAAAUGCUAUUCUGCUAUCCGAACAGAGCCCGGCCGUCUGCCGUUACACACUCGCGAUACGACUGCCAAGUUCUCUAGCGUCGCUGACCUGCUUAUGAGGAAGCGGGAUGGCUGUCUCAGUCCGGCGUUGGAGCAGGUGUUGUGUCUUGUUCACACUUUGGCGGCAUUUAUAUGGCAACACUCUGAGCGCAAAUUAUCCUUCCCCACGCCCCAGGAUAGCGUCUUGUUGGGCUUCUGUACUGGAUCCCUUGCAGCCGCUGCCGUCAGUUCUUCUCAGGAUCUCGUCAGUUUCAUCCCUGCCGCCGUGCAUGCCGUGGUGGUUGCAUUAUAUACAGGCCUGCGAGCUGCACAAGAGGCCCAAUCUAUUCAUGGCAACGCCUCAUCGCCAUGGUCCUUGCUGGUGCUUGGCAUAUCCGGAGACCAAAUGACCACCAUCCUUGAAGGCUUCAACUCCCGGAACGUACUCAUUCGCACCAUCUUGCCAUGCAUACAUCAGCGCCUUUGGAACGGCUGGUGUGAUAUCAGCGGGCCGCCCGAGGUCUUGACGAGAUUGAGCCAGCAAGAUUGCCUUCAGGAAUAUGACAAGUCCUUCCUCCCCAUUCGCAGCCCGUAUCAUGCAUCCCAUUUAUUCUCCCAGUGGGAUAUUGAUGCCAUUUUGCAGGCGGCCCAUUCUUGGGCGCCAACGGACAAUGUCAUGCCAUUCAUCCCUGUCAUGCCCUGUGGUACUGGACACUUUGCUUGGAUGGAUAAUUCACAAGCCCUGCUGGAAAGCAGUAUCCACGACGUGUUAAUACUUCCAAUCUUCAUGGAGAAAGCCAUCGACCAUGUUAGUCUAGCCUUGGAAGCUAGACCUCCGGCAGAUGUUCUGGUUGUCGUGACCGGCACGGACUGUGGGGAGACGGUAUAUCGCCGCCUCAAGACGGCUCUGGGACGUAGCAUGCCCAUAGCCAUCAACGUCGCAGCGCAAUCAGUCAGCGUUCCCGAGUCCAGCGCAAUAGAGCGGCCCAAUAUUGCUGUCAUUGGCAUGUCUGGACGAUUCCCGGGCGCAUCCAACCCAGAAGAUCUGUGGAGCUUAUUGCAAAAUAAAAUAGACAUGUGCGCCAAGUGCCGCCGAUGA